Molecule: messenger RNA, 1653 nt
Organism: Talaromyces atroroseus
Lineage: Eukaryota; Fungi; Ascomycota; Eurotiomycetes; Eurotiales; Trichocomaceae
Exons: 2
Coding region: 1-1653 (550 amino acids)
Source: RefSeq, a predicted model, not a curated record
AUGGACUUCCUUUCUCGGAGGCUCUCGCGCCUCAACGUCGACAUCAACAUCAACGGCCAGGUCCAGGGAUCUGUUCCUUCGUAUACUACGUUUGACAAAAUUGAAGGAGAGGUUGUCAUUCGCGCGGAGAAAGACGUCCAGUUCGACCAUGUCGUAAUCUGUUUUGAAGGCAUGACAAAAACCACUCUCAUGAGACAGUCUCCAAUGGCCCAUGUUUCAAAUAAUAUAAACGCUUCCCAAUGUUUCCUCAGGCUGCGCCAGCCUAUCGAACAGUCUGCUUACCCCGAGCCACGAGAAUUCAAGUCUCAACAGCUGUACAAAUUCCCUUUCACGUUCGUUGUCCCCGACCGCUUGCUGCCCCAAUCCUGCAGCCAUUUCACCAACAACCCGCACGUCAAGGCGGCUCAUAUGCAGCUGCCACCGAGUUUUGGAGAUGCAAUGGUCUGUGACAGUGGAAAGGCUCUACUCGACGAUAUGGCUCCUAUCAUGAGCGAAAUUGGCUAUAAGAUCAAAGCCUCGGUCGUGCAGCGAAACACAACGACUGCAACAACCGCCGGCGACAAACCUCUCUACCUAUUGUCCUCAAUUGGCAAGAAGGUGCGCAUCAUUCCGGCGACUAUCGAGCAGCCACCACUGGAGAUCGAAUGCAAUUGCAACGCUGACUAUCGCACCCGUCGAGAAAAGCACGUUCGCAAGACGCUGCUUGGAGGCAAAACCGGCCGUCUGGUGGUCACCGCAGCCCAGCCGAGACCUCUACAACUUCCGGCACGAGGUACAGCGAACGACGCAGGGGAGGUUAGCAGUAGUUAUGUCAAACUACACGUGCGAUUUGAUCCAGAAAAUGACGACGAGCAGCCACCGCGGCUCAAGUCGCUACUCACCAGGCUGAAAGUCGUAACAUACGCUUCCGUGAAGCCCUGGACGAGUUUCCCUUCCAAAAACAUCACUACGGUAUACGACAAAAUGAACCAGAGCCAUUGCACCGUCUACACCGAGACGCUUGGGCUCUCGUCGCUAUGCGUAGCAUCCGCCCCCUGGAAGAAGUAUGAUGGGACAGGACCCAACGAUUCAGCGCGAAACUCGCUUGAAACGAAUGGAUCGGACGACAGUUCUAUAUACCAGCUAGCUUCGCCCUCAUACUCGGGAAAAUCAUUCUACACUGCCUCCAUCCUCAUCCCCGUCUCGCUUCCCACAAACAAAGCAUUCGUGCCCACGUUCCAUACCUGCUUAGUGUCUCGCAUAUACUCACUGGACUUGUCAUUGACAUACCAAUCCAAACCUCUCACUCCCAGAAUUUCACUUAAUAUUCCCAUCCAAAUCACCUCCGCGCCUGGCAAUGGCAUUUCUCCUGACGAAGAUAUUUCAACCCCGAUGAUGCUUCCAGAAACACAGAUUGAGGACGAAUACUACCGGCCACGAAACAUUACGCCGCCGAGCGAGAAUGAUUAUCUAGAUCGAUAUCAGCUUCUGACUGACUCCAGUGCUGAUGUCUACUCCUCGUCCUCGUCAUCCUCCUCCUCCUUCUCGCCGUCCAACUCAGUGCUACUACUGGAUAGCGAGAAUGCCCCUCCAGAGUACUCGGCAGUGCCGCCGUCGAGAGUGAGGACGUCCGAUCCUCUGUCGCCUGCGUGGGCGAUACGAGCGCUUUAUUAA